Gadus morhua (Atlantic cod) is the source of this 5603-nucleotide messenger RNA. RefSeq names its product solute carrier family 12 member 6 (gene slc12a6). Gene Ontology annotation, molecular function: potassium:chloride symporter activity. NCBI's taxonomy places the organism in Eukaryota, Metazoa, Chordata, Actinopteri, Gadiformes, Gadidae. The transcript has 27 exons. The record is from RefSeq and is a predicted model, not a curated record. Gene Ontology annotation, cellular component: plasma membrane. Gene Ontology annotation, biological process: chemical synaptic transmission; cell volume homeostasis; potassium ion import across plasma membrane. The coding region runs from base 308 to 3880 and encodes 1190 amino acids.
GGAAACAGGAAGUGUGUUACGCGCCGCUCGCCCCGCUCUGUUAUGCUGGACACAAAAAGUGCCGACUAUCUGGGUGUCAAGCCAGUCCUUCCCAGAUGUGACCCACCAGGCCAACAAUGACAGAUGUCUGCAUAAAUACGAACUUCAGAGAGUGGCUAGCGUUAACCACGUACAGUACAGUCCGUACCCAGGAGGCCUUUGCCCAUCCGACACUGAAACCAGAGUAUCUAGUGGUCUAGCCAAAGUCCGCCCACCGCCGGCGCCGGCGCCGCCGCGCUCGCCCUCCUACACCCCCGAGCGCGUCGCCAUGGCGUCGGUGCGCUUCACGGUGACGCCCACCAAGGCGGAGGACCUGCCGGACGCCUCGCCCGACCUCAGCGCCCGCUCCGCCGGCCACGUGCGCUUCGGCUCCCGGGAGAGCGUGAGCCGCAGCGAGCCCAUCAGCGACUGCUCCGGGGGGCCCGCCUCCGGCAACCUGCCCGGGGCGGGGGGCGGGGAGACCCCCGACAGCAGCACCGCCGACCAAGGCGAUGGGAACUCCAAGAUGUCCAGCGUCUACAUCAACAACUCCCACGCGGUGGACGACGAUGACUUCUACGACAGGAACCUGGCGCUGUUCGAGGAGGAGAUGGACACCAGGCCAAAGGUCUCCUCCCUGCUCAACCGCCUGGCCAACUACACCAACCUGACCCAGGGAGCCAAGGAGCACGAGGAGGCCGAGAGCAAUGGGGAGAAGAGGAAGGCCAGCAAGGCCCCCCAGAUGGGGACCUUCAUGGGGGUGUACCUCCCGUGCCUCCAGAACAUCUUCGGGGUGAUCCUGUUCCUGCGGCUCACCUGGGUGGUGGGGGCCGGGGGGGUGCUGCAGGCUCUCUGCAUCGUCCUCGUCUGCUGCUGCUGUACCAUGUUAACAGCAAUAUCUAUGAGUGCCAUCGCUACCAAUGGAGUCGUCCCAGCGGGGGGGUCUUACUUCAUGAUCAGCAGGUCUCUGGGCCCAGAGUUCGGGGGGGCCGUGGGGCUCUGCUUCUACCUGGGGACCACCUUCGCCGGGGCCAUGUACAUCCUUGGGGCCAUCGAGAUCCUACUGAUGUACAUCGCUCCGCAGGCGGCCAUCUUCAUCGCCAGCGCGGCGGAGGGUGAGGGCGCGGCCCUCCUCAACAACAUGCGGGUGUACGGCUCCAUCUGCCUCCUGCUCAUGUCCCUGCUGGUGUUUGUGGGCGUGAAGUACGUCAACAAGCUGGCGUCCGUCUUCCUGGCGUGCGUCAUCGUCUCCAUCCUCUCCAUCUACAUCGGGGCUCUGGUCUCCGCCUUCAUCCCGCCGGACUUCUCGGUGUGUAUGCUGGGGAACCGCACUGUCAAUGGGCAUGCUCUCUCUGACAACCAAUGUGCCAAGACAGUGUUGGGGCAAUCCACAGAGGCAAUGGACCAAGGGGACGGGAACCUCACCUUCAUGGCCGAGAACUCCACCGCCAUCCCGCCCUCCGCGACCUCCCUGACCCCCAGCGCCGUAACCACGGCGAUAUGGAAACAUUUCUGCGACAGCUCGGAGCUCAACGCCACCUGCGACGACUUCUUCACCCACAGCAAGUUCACCACCAUCCAGGGGAUCCCCGGCCUGGCCAGCGGCAUCAUCACAGAGAACCUGUGGAGCACGUACCUCACCAGGGGGGACGUCCUGGAGAAGCCGUCCCUCCCCUCCACUCACGUGUCAGCCCCAGCCACCAAUCAGAGGCCCUAUGUGUUCGCUGACAUCACCACCUCCUUCACGCUAUUGGUCGGCAUCUUCUUCCCAUCGGUCACAGGAAUCAUGGCCGGUUCUAACCGGUCGGGGGACCUGAAGGACGCCCAGCGAUCCAUCCCCAUAGGAACCAUCCUGGCCAUCCUCACCACCUCCCUGGUCUACCUGAGCAGCGUGGUUCUGUUCGGCUGCUGCAUCGACGGGGUGCUCCUCCGAGACAAGUUCGGCGACUCGGUGAAGGGGAUCCUGGUGGUGGGCACGCUGGCCUGGCCCUCCUCCUGGGUCAUCGUGAUUGGCUCGUUCUUGUCCACGUUCGGCGCGGGCCUCCAAUCGCUGACGGGCGCGCCCCGCCUCCUCCAGGCCAUCGCCAAGGACAACAUCAUCCCGUUCCUCAGGGUGUUUGGCCACGGUAAGGCCAACGGGGAGCCCACCUGGGCCCUACUGCUGACGGCCUGCAUCGCUGAGCUGGGCAUCCUCAUCGCCUCCCUGGACCUCGUGGCCCCCAUCCUCUCCAUGUUCUUCCUGAUGUGCUACCUCUUUGUGAACCUGGCCUGUGCUCUGCAAACGCUCCUCAGGACCCCCAACUGGAGACCCCGCUUCUCCUACUACCACUGGUCCCUGUCAUUCUUGGGGAUGACCAUCUGCCUGGCACUCAUGUUCAUCUCCUCCUGGUACUACGCUAUCGUUGCCAUGGUGAUCGCCGGCAUGAUCUACAAAUACAUUGAGUAUCACGGAGCAGAGAAAGAGUGGGGUGACGGUAUCCGUGGUCUGUCUCUCAGCGCUGCUCGCUACGCCCUCCUGAGGCUUGAGGAGGGACCGCCCCACACCAAGAACUGGAGGCCUCAGCUGCUGGUGCUCCUGAAGCUGGAUGAGGACGCCCACGUCAAGUCUCCGGGCCUGCUGACCUUCGCCAGCCAGCUGAAGGCCGGGAAGGGGCUGACCAUCGUGGGCACCGUGCUGAGCGGCAACUUCCUCCACAGCUACGGAGAGGCCCUGGCCGCGGAGCAGACCCUGAAGCACCUGAUGGACAAAGAGCGCGUGAAGGGCUUCUGCCAGUGCAUCGUGGCCCACAAGCCGCGCGACGGCAUCAGCCACAUGAUCCAGUCCAGCGGCCUGGGGGGCAUGAACCCCAACACGGUGGUGAUGGGCUGGCCGCAGGCCUGGAGGCAGAGCGAAGACCCCCAGUCCUGGAAGACCUUCAUCAACACGGUGCGCAUCACCACUGCGGCCCACCUGGCCCUGCUGGUGCCCAAGAACAUCUCCCUGUUCCCCUGCAACAGCGAGCCGUGCUCCGAGGGCUACAUCGACGUGUGGUGGAUCGUGCACGACGGCGGCAUGCUCAUGCUGCUGCCCUUCCUGCUGCGCCAGCACAAGGUGUGGCGAAAGUGUGGGAUGCGUAUCUUCACGGUGGCGCAGAUGGAGGACAACUCCAUCCAGAUGAAGAAGGACCUGGCCACCUUCCUGUACCACCUGCGCAUCGAGGCCGAGGUGGAGGUGGUCGAGAUGCACGACAGCGACAUCAGCGCCUACACCUACGAGAGGACCCUGAUGAUGGAGCAGCGGUCUCAGAUGCUCCGCCAGAUGAGGCUCUCCAAGUCGGACCGCGAGAGGGAGGCCCAGGCGGUGAAGGACCGUACCUCCAUGCUGCGUCUGACCAGCAUCGGCUCGGACGACGAGGACGACACGGACGGCGCGGGAGAGAGGGGCGAGCGAGGGGGCGAGAGAGAGCGGCCCCCCAGCAGCGGCGGCGGCGGGGCGGCGGCCGGGGGGGGGGGAGGAGGAGCGGGGAACGCGGGUUCCUCAGAGAACCACCGCCGGGUCCAGAUGACCUGGACCAAGGAGAGGAGCCUGCAGUACCGGGCCAGCCACUCGGGGUGCUCCACGCCCGAGGGCUUCAGGGACAUGCUCAGCAUCAGGCCGGACCACUCCAACGUCCGGCGGAUGCACACGGCGGUCAAGCUGAAUGAGGUGAUCGUCAACAAGUCCCAUGAUGCUCGGCUGGUGCUGCUGAACAUGCCUGGACCGCCCCGCAACCCACAGGGAGAUGAGAACUAUAUGGAGUUCCUGGAGGUCCUGACGGAGGGCCUAGAGCGCGUCCUAUUGGUCAGAGGUGGAGGGAGCGAGGUCAUCACCAUAUACUCCUGAUUGGACAGCGGGAGGAGGCUCUGGGGAGAAUGAACAGGGCCACCAAUGGGAACAGCCCCUCAGCCCUGGGGGGGGGUGUGGCCUGUCCGUUCACCCAGUAAAAGACAGACUGCCACUGUUGCUGCGUUGAUCGACCCCCCCCCCCCCUUUUGUAUUAGCCACUGUCAUAAUAAGGAUCUUUUCCACUAAUGUCAUGCCACAAGAAUGCCAACACAAUCCUUCAAUAACAAACAGGUGAAAGUAUUUGUGUGGGUGUGUACGCUGUACAAACGUGUGUGUGUGUGUGUGUGUGUGUGAGUGAGUGUGCGUCGAUGUUUGUUCAUGCACGUGCACACUUGGCACGUGUGGCACUGGGACAGUAGUGUCGUGGGGUUUGAAUAAGGGGCCAGUCUGGUGCAGUGAUUGGGUCAACGGGUGCCCGAGUGGCAGGGCGGUGGACCAAUGACAAGCCAGAAGACACUGCCAGUGUUCUAGAGCUCUUGUCAGUGUUCUAGCGGCCGGUGUUCCACAGAUGUGACUCAGGGUUCUGUUGUGCAGAGAAUGUAUAUUGGAGGCAGCGAUGUGUUCCGUGAGUGUGUUCCGUGGAUGGGAUCCAGUUUCUUUGCUAAAGACGCGCACAAGCCAUCCUAAGAUAAAAAAAAAUGAGAACGACACGGUAGUCGUAGUAUCCGGUUUUGAAACAGUCUUCUGUAUGCUUACUUGAAAGUGUUAUUCAGUUGUCCUCUGAGGGACGGGGAAGGAAGAAUUAACUGACAAAAGUUCACCAGAGUGUAGCUUUCACCUCAUCCCUCAACUCCACCUCUCAAACCUUUCUCCUCUUCCCACCCACCACUGUACAUUACUGCUUUUGAACGUUUUAAAUGGUUUGACCCAACAUGGAAGAUUCCUAUACAAUUACACUACUUUUAAUAAGUUGCCAAAUCAUCAUCUCUCCACGGACAAUAUUAUGGAAAGUGUUUUAAAAGAGCUAGUACACCAUAGCUCCCUUAAGUGUAUUUUGGCCACGUGUGGGGUCCAAUUUUGUUUGUCAAAUGGAUGUUGAUUUGGAUGUGACUCCAGAUUCACCUGGAAAACAGGGGAAUUACAGUAUUGUGUGUGUGUGUGUGUGUGUGUGUGUGUGUGUGUGUGUGUGUGUGUGUGUGUGUGUGUGUGUGUGUGUGUGUGUGCCUGGAUGUUAUUAAUGUGUAAUUAGUGUGUGGGUCUAUUUGGCGCCAUGACCUGCUGCCAUUUCCUCAAGCUAAUAGUUUGUCCCGACACAGUGGUCUGUGGGCAGCUCUCCCACCACAACGCGUUUUCCUGCUCUCCACUAACCAAUUAAAAGGCCCCUGUUUAACCACCAGGUGGCGCAUUGACGAGCCAAAUAUCGACCCCUUUUGUGAUAGGAUUGGUGGACUGUCUCUACUGGCCAGGUUGGAGUCGAUCUGCCCAGCCUGCAUGCCACUUGUGAUGUCACAAAGGCAUGGGUUUUGGCAUGGUGUGCGCACGCCCAAGAACGUGAUUUUACAUCUCCAACUCUUAGUUAUGUGUAGGGAUGUUUGUUUUAUUUUAUUUUGUAUGAUUUGUUUCUUGUUCGCUUGGCAUUGAUUUUUGUUUUGUUGUUUAGCUGACAGCUUGUACAUAAAGACAAAUCUGAACUUUUAUCAUUUUUAAUGACAUUAAUAUAAAAUAGGAAUAUGACGGUGCUUGAAAUAUACGGAAGCAAAUAAACCAAUUUUGAAAUAAA